AUGGCCUCCUCAGACCCUCCCACGUCAGACGAAGAACCCAGCUCGACCAGCUGGCCCACCCCCCUCAACCCCAAACCCGACAUCCUCGUCAUCCACUCCCACACCCGCACGCCCGUCGAGCCCAUCCUCCCCGCCUCGACCUGGGCCCGCCUCCACCACCUCUUCACCAUCCACACCCUCCCCCCCACCAUCACCACCAUCCCCGCCUUCCUCUCCCACCUCUCCCACAACUUCUCCAGCAACGAGAAGAACAACUCCUCCUCCUCGGACGCAAACACAAACCCAGCCAAACCCGCCCUCCGCGCCAUCCUCCGCACCGGCUGGCUCAAAGCCGGCCCCCACGCCGACCUGCGCCUCUUCGGCACCGACGCCGCCGCCCGGCUCCCCGCCUCGGUCGAGUUCGUCACCUGCUCGGGCCACGGGCACGACGCGGCCGACGUCUCGGCGCUGGCGGCGCGCGGCGUCGCGUACGCAAACACGCCCGACACGUGCACCGAGGCGGUGGCGAACGCCGGGCUGCACCUCGUGCUGGGCGCGUUUCGGUAUUUCAGCUUCGCGGAGAAGUGUGCGCGGGGGGAGGAGGGGAAGGGGAGGGGGAGGAGGAGGAGGAGGAUGAGGGGAUGCGGCAGCGGUGGUGGUGGAGAGGGGGAGGAGGACGACGACGACGACGACGACGAAGACGAAGACGAGCACGCCCUCACCUGGUACGACUCCAGGCAGCUCGGCGCCAAAGCCGAGGACCCGUGCGGAAAGGUGCUGGGCGUCGUCGGCAUGGGCGACAUCGGCACGCGCAUCGCCGUCAAGUGCGCCGCCGCGCUGGGCAUGCGCGUGGCGUACCACAACCGGCGGCGGAACGCGGCGGCUGAGGGGAAGCUGGCUGCGUUGGGGUGUGAGGCUGUGUAUCACGACACGUUUGAGAGUCUGCUGCGGGAGGCGGAUUGCCUGUGUCUGGCCUGCCCCCUGACGGAUGAGACGAGGGGAUUGUUGGGGAAAGAGACCUUGCGGCUGGUCAAGAAGAGCGGGGUGCGGGUGGUGAACAUCGCGCGUGGAGGCCUGAUUGAUGAGGACGCGUUGAUCGAGGCCAUGGAGGAUGGCCGGGUGCUGGGCGUGGGCUUGGACGUGCAUGCCAAUGAGCCGGGCGUCAACCCGAAACUGAGGGACAACUGGAUGACGACGCUGUUGCCGCACAUUGGGGUUUGCUCCAACACGACAUGGCGAGAGUUUGACCGGGUGACGUUUGAGAACCUGGAGAACUGGUUCUACGGCGACAGAUCCAAAGUGCCGAUCGUGAACUUUUGA
Diplodia corticola is the source of this 1299-nucleotide messenger RNA. Its product is annotated as glyoxylate reductase. Gene Ontology annotation, cellular component: cytosol. The coding region runs from base 1 to 1299 and encodes 432 amino acids. The record is from RefSeq and is a predicted model, not a curated record. Lineage: Eukaryota; Fungi; Ascomycota; Dothideomycetes; Botryosphaeriales; Botryosphaeriaceae. Gene Ontology annotation, molecular function: NAD binding; glyoxylate reductase (NADPH) activity; hydroxypyruvate reductase [NAD(P)H] activity. The transcript has a single exon.